UCAGCGCGGUGCGUCACUCGGCGGAACGGCUGCAGGGCUCCGCCAAGUAACGGCACCGCGGGGCGGGCUCUUCCUGCGGCACCGCAGUUGUUUCUGAGCGGUUCUUGCACGACUCGCUGUUGCUGACUGAGGGCGCGGGGACUUGUUUUUCGUGGCUGAGCAAGCCUUCUCUGCAUUGCUGAGAUACUGGAUACUGGUUUCUUUAUAACAAGGAAAGUCUAAAUUCCUGUAACACUGAGGAUGGGGAAGGAUUAUUAUUCUAUUCUGGGAAUUGAAAAAGGGGCUUCUGAAGAGGAUAUCAAAAAGGCUUACAGAAAACAAGCACUUAAAUGGCAUCCGGAUAAGAACAAGUCUGCUCAUGCAGAGGAAAAAUUCAAGGAGAUUGCAGAAGCUUAUGAAGUGCUGAGUGAUCCCAAAAAGAGAGACAUUUAUGAUCAGUUUGGGGAAGAAGGUCUGAAAGGAGGAGCUGGAGGACCCGAUGGACAGGGUGGUACCUUCCGGUAUUCCUUCCAUGGUGACCCACAUGCUACGUUUGCAGCUUUCUUUGGUGGCACAAAUCCUUUUGAGAUCUUCUUUGGAAGGAGAAUGCCUGGUGGUAGAGACACUGAAGACAUGGAGGUGGAUGGUGAUCCAUUUGGAUCAUUCACUAGUUUCAGUAUGAAUGGUUUUCCAAGAGAAAGGAAUACAGUAGGUAGCCAGUUACGUCGUAAACAAGAUCCCCCUGUAAUUCAUGAGCUUAAGGUGUCAUUGGAAGAGAUAUAUCAUGGCUGCACAAAAAGGAUGAGGAUUUCACGUAAAAGGCUGAACCCAGAUGGUAGAAGUGUCCGAACAGAAGACAAAAUUCUCACUAUUGAAAUAAAAAGAGGAUGGAAAGAAGGCACCAAAAUCACUUUUCCAAAAGAAGGUGAUGAAACACCCAACACAAUUCCAGCUGACAUUGUUUUUAUCAUAAAAGAUAAACCUCACUCUCAUUUCAAGAGAGAUGGAUCAAAUAUUGUCUAUCCUGUUAAGAUCAGCUUAAGGGAGGCAUUGUGUGGCAGCUCUAUCAAUGUGCCAACAAUAGAAGGAAGAACCAUACCCAUGACAGUAAAUGAAGUUGUAAAGCCUGGGAUGAGAAGAAGAAUUAUAGGAUAUGGUUUGCCAUUUCCCAAAAAUCCUGACCAACGUGGAGACUUAAUUAUAGAGUUUGAAGUAAUUUUCCCAGAUAACAUUUCUCCAGCAUCAAAAGAAGUACUUAGGCGAAAUCUUCCAGUUUCGUAAAAUGAGGACUAUGUCAACUGUUUAAGCAGGACACUGGAAAUGCAGAAGACUGGCAAGUCUGUGCUUUAAAAGUGCAAUGUGUAACAACUAGUGGAAUAUCUGUUUGUUUUCUUUUUUGUUUGUUUGUGGGUUGGGUGGGGGGAAAUAUCGUAAUGCUGCAUGAGAAGAAAAGAGUUAAGUACAAGUCAUACGGAUGACUUCUGCAGUAUAAUUUACAGGGAAAACCACUCAUAUUUUAUAUUAGAUCUUCCUAAUCAGAAAAGCUUAUUCAGUAUUUUGCUUAAUAUAAAGCGUAGUCAGUUUUAACAAAGCCAAUGCAUAUUUCUGAUAAAGUACUCAAGCCACCAAGUACUUUUAUUCCUUAUAUCCCUACUCUAUCUAACAUAAACAGUUUAUACAGAAAUUGGAUGUGGUAGAAGUAUACACAUGCGAACACUUUAAAUUACAAAACAGUAAGGAUGCUACUUGGUAUGUUGCUUUCCACUGCACAAAGCAUAGUCUGGGAAAAUCAGCUUGAACUCCUAAAUUGCCCCCCAUUGAAAUCAAAGUAUUUUCUUUAUUUCAUCAGAAUGUGAGGGGUCUGCAUUAGAAGUCUAGGAAAGAGCAUGUAUCUUGAGGAGAAAGUAGCUGUUUGUUGAGUGGUUCCUCAUGCUUCAGGCAGAACAGCAAGAAAGGAUUGUACAAGUACAUAUACAGCAAGUGUGGGCCUGCUGUCAAAUGAGACAGGGAAAUUGGGUGACAAAUAACGUAGAGAAGUCUGAGAUACUCAGUGCCUUCUUUGCCUCAAUCUUUACCGAUAACACAGUCAUGACCAGGAGUCAGCCCGCUGAAACCAGAAGGGAGUCCUGAAACAAGGAAGAGGUAACCUCAGUGGUGGUGAACCAACAUAGAGAUGCAUUAAACUAAAUAUACAGAAAUCCAUGACACCUGACAGGUUGCAUGCAGAAGUGCUGAAGAAUCUAGCUAAUGCCUUUACAGGCCUCUCAAUUAUCUUUUAAUUUGAGAAAGGUUUCUGUAGACUGGUAAGAAGCAAAUAUCGCUCCUAUCUUCAAGAAAAGCUAGAGAGAAGAAAUGAGGAAUUACCAGCAAGUCACCCUUAAUGCAGUCCCUGGGAAGGUGAGAAGGAAUAUCCUCCCAGAAAGCAUUUUCAAACAUGUGGAAGACAGUAAUGCAAUUUAAGGUCAGCAUAGAUUUACAGAGGGGGAAUCAUAGUUGACCAACUUGAUUUCAUUCUACAGUGUGGCGAUUAGCUUGGUGGAUAAUGGAAAAAUAGUCUGAGUUCUUUACCUUGACUUUAGUAGGCAAAUUGACAAAGUACAGAUAGAUAAGUGGACAAUGAGAUGAAUUAAAAAUGACUGAAUGAGUGGCCACAGGGGUUUUGUUAUCAGUGUCACAAAGUUCACUUGGAGGUAAGUCACUAGUGGUGUAUGCAAAUGCUCGAUACCGUGGCCAGUAAUAUUCAACAUCUUUGUUAAAGACCUGUAUGAUGGAAUGGAAUGCACACUCAGCAAGUUUGCAUGUCACACAGAACUGUGAGGAGUGGCUGAUAACACCAUGUUGAUUGUGCUGGCCUUAAGAGGGGCUUUGGUGGUCCAAAAAAACCAUACAGAGGAAAAAACAUACAGUUCAGUGAGUAAAAAUUUUGCUCCCUGAAGUAUUACUGAGGUAUCAGUACAGUCUUGGGGCUUGCUGUCUGGAAAGCAAUUUUGCUGAGAAAGGGCUUUGAGUUUCUGGCAGACAACAAACUGACCAUGAACUAGCAAUGUCCUUGCAGCAAAACAGGCUAAUGGUAUCCUGGGUUGCACUGGGAAGCCUUGUGAGUAGAUUGAGGGAGGUAAUCCUUCUCUACUCCUCACUAGUGAGGCUGCAUCUGUCAUACUGUGUCCUGUUGUAUGCUCCCCAGUAGAAGGAAGACAGUGGCUUGAUGGAACAAGUCUAUGAGAGAUUGAGAGAACUAGAACUCUUCAGUCUGGAACACAGAAAGCUCAGAGGGUUCUUAUAAAUGUGUACAAGCAUUUGGAAGGA
Molecule: messenger RNA, 3285 nt
Organism: Lagopus leucura (white-tailed ptarmigan)
Lineage: Eukaryota; Metazoa; Chordata; Aves; Galliformes; Phasianidae
Gene: DNAJB4
Product: DnaJ heat shock protein family (Hsp40) member B4
Exons: 4
Coding region: 241-1260 (339 amino acids)
Cellular component (GO): cytosol
Molecular function (GO): protein-folding chaperone binding
Source: RefSeq, a predicted model, not a curated record